AAGUUGCUCAAUGUUAAUCUUUGACAAGUAGGAAGAAGGGCCUUGCCUGCCAUAUCUCUCAGUCUUGGACAACACAACCACACUCUUUCAGUUCUCCUUCUGAGAACAAGAGUUUGUUUGCUGCUUUGUGAAGGAAUUACAUAUUCAAAUUUAAGAGGGCAAACGAAAGAAAGAUACCAUGGAGGUGCUGGUGCUGAUCGACUUUGAGGGCACCAUGGCAGACGAGAUCACAGUGAGGGCAGGGGAUGUGGUCAAGAAUGUCACCAAGGCCAGUGAGGAGGGAUGGCUGGAGGGGGAGCUGGGAGGAAAGAGAGGCAUCUUCCCUGCCAACUUUGUCAAGGAGGUGCCAGUCUAUUUGAUAGGUGACAGCAAGAGGGAACCACGAAGCAUUAGAAAAACAAAGAGGAUGAAACAGACGAGGAAAUGCGAGGUACUGUAUGCCUACAGCCCCCUGAAUGAAGAUGAGCUGGAGCUGACUGUUGGCGAGACUUUUGAGGUCAUCAGAGAGAUUGAAGAUGGAUGGUGGAUGGGCAUAAAAAAUGGCAAAGUGGGAGCAUUCCCAUCAAAUUUUGUCAAAGAAAUUUUUGUUUCCCCAAAAGAUAGCAAGCACAAUGAGGGCAAGUCAAGACCAAAACUCGCAGAUGCAGUGUUCAGUAAGGAGAUACCUCAGAGAGCAAGUGUGAAGAACAAAGGAAAAAACUCGAGGGAGUGCUGCCAAGUCAUGUUUGACUACAAGGCCAAAGCAGAGGAUGAACUGGAGAUGAAAAAAGGAGACAUUGUUACAAUACUGAGGAAGGAAACAGAAGAUGAAGGCUGGUGGGAGGGAGAGCUAAACGGACGCUGUGGCUUCUUUCCUGAUAACUUUGUCAUGGUGAUACCACCAGUGGACAGUAUGCAAUCUGGGAACACAAGCCAACCGCCGGCACGCACCAUCGACAGGAAACUCUCAGUGAAGGCAGACACAUCAGCGAUGGAGAAAAGUGGUCCAGCAAAGACAAAAGAUGAUAAACCAGAGGCUAAAGACCUGAGAACCAAUCCUCCGACCAAAGUCAAGCUGCCAUCCAUCAACAAGCCCAGUCCACCUCCAGUCAAAGACAAACCUAACAAGGUUUUACCCAAAACCAAUGGCGACGUGGCUCCUCUUUCAUCCAAACAACCGGAGGAGAAAGAAACUGACCAGUUUGAUGGAGUGGAUGUGCAGACUGAAAAGCUGAGUCAUCCUACUGCAAACAGAGCCAAACCCCCUCAGAGAAGACCACCAUCAGGCCUGGUCACAGCAGCACAAACUCAGAGUGCCACUGACCAGACAGAACAAGAAUUACAGCCACAAAAGGUCCAACCAGAGAAAUUACCUGGCUUGCAAAAGGCUGCAGAAAAUCUCCUGCCAUCACCUGCAAGGCCUGAGCCUCGACCCAAAACACCACCUCCUGUUCGACCAGCACCGCCCAAGGUAGUUGUGGAUGGCAAAACUGUGACCCAUAAAGAUGAACCAACUGUGGAAAGCCUACAAGCUGAGAUCAAAGAGCUGAGGAUGGCUCUGGAGCUUCUACAGACACGACAUGAGCAAGACAUGCAGGAAGUGAAAGAAGAACUGAAGAAGGAGAGAAGCAAACAACAGGCACUGCAGGAGGAAGUAAACAGUUUGAAGAUGAAGCAUUAAUCCCAACACACAGUGUGACUGGGCUGGCUGUCACAGGGGCAGGCCCUCGAACUGCAAUUUUAACAAGAUGAACAUUUCUCUGACAUGGUGCGGAGACAGGGAAGACAAGCUGACUCUCCCGCUGCAGACACACAAACGAGGGCUAUUUUAGAGAUAGAUUUUGGACAUAGGAUCAAGCUUCUCCUUCACUGGACCAGACAAACUUGAUCUUCAUAGAGACUUUCUAAUGAUAUACUGUUAAACCUUUGACAUUUGAAUGCUGGAAAUGACAAAUACUGGUCCAAAAUGGGUUAGGCUUGGUAGCAAAUUAAUGUUUUACACUGUUCUGUCUCAACCUUUAUUACUUAUAAUAGGUAUUUCUGUACUUUUAACAUUUACAUGAUGCCACAGCAGAAUAUGUAAAAUAUGCAGCUGUAAAUAGGAGGAAAUAUUGUGAUGUCUUUUGCAAAGAACUAAAAGAUAAUUCAUCCAAAGAAGCACUGUAGCACUGUUAUAUGAAUGUUAAUACUGAGAGAUGAGAUACUAUUGUCAUAAUGGACUGACAUGCAGGUGAAUUUCUACAUCCGAAUGUAAUGCUGCAUCAAUCCACUAGGGGGCACUGUAUGUCUAUUCUUCUACAUAAAGAGAAGUGCUAAACUUG
Molecule: messenger RNA, 2300 nt
Organism: Lates calcarifer (barramundi perch)
Lineage: Eukaryota; Metazoa; Chordata; Actinopteri; Centropomidae
Gene: mnmip1
Product: SH3 domain containing 21
Exons: 17
Coding region: 179-1660 (493 amino acids)
Molecular function (GO): protein binding
Source: RefSeq, a predicted model, not a curated record